Molecule: messenger RNA, 6016 nt
Organism: Aphidius gifuensis
Lineage: Eukaryota; Metazoa; Arthropoda; Insecta; Hymenoptera; Braconidae
Gene: nompC
Product: serine/threonine-protein phosphatase 6 regulatory ankyrin repeat subunit A
Exons: 14
Coding region: 552-5786 (1744 amino acids)
Biological process (GO): GPI anchor biosynthetic process; calcium ion transmembrane transport
Cellular component (GO): glycosylphosphatidylinositol-N-acetylglucosaminyltransferase (GPI-GnT) complex; membrane
Molecular function (GO): protein binding; calcium channel activity
Source: RefSeq, a predicted model, not a curated record
GCAGUAUUACUUGGAUUGGUCGAUUUGAACAAUCACACAACUAUAGACCAAAUAUUUUGCCCUCUUUCAUAUUUUUGUUAAAAUUACUUUAGAAACGUGAGGAUAACCGUGGCGCGAACAUCAACGCCAGUAUAUUUCAAUUUCAAUUAAAUUUUUUUUUUUUUUUUUCUUUAAUAAUUAUUUUUUUUUUUCAUUUCGAUAUAUCGUUAAUUAAAAAAAAAAUUAUAAAUGUGUUUUUUAUUUAUUUUCAAAUAUUUAUUAAAAGUUAAUUUAACAGUGAUUUUUUUUUUUAAAAUAAAAAAUUAAUGUGAAAUUAAAUUGGGUCAAUAUAAUUUGUGAAAAUUUUUGACUAAAUAAUUUUAAAAAAUUACAAUUGAUUAUGAUGAAAAUACUAAAUGUGAUGAAGAAUAUAAUAAAUAACUUUUGAUCAAUCAAAUAUACGAAUAUAUAAAAUAUUGAUUAAAUAAGCAAUUGAUAAAUAUUGUUAUUUAUUUUUAUAUUAUUAUUUUUGGUUAAAUAAUGUUUGUGAUAGAAAGUUUAUAUGAGAUAACAUGAGUAGCACAGGUAAAAAAGGUGGUGGUGUUAACAAGGACGAUAAAAAAAAUUUAGUUAAUAAAGAUGAUAGUCCAGCUGGUAAAGAUGAUGGUGGUUCAGCAUCAGCAUCAACUGGAAGUAAUGGAUUACCAAGUGCAGAUCCAUCACAACCAGGUAGUAAACCUGGUUCAGCUGGUGCAACAGCACGUGAAGGAUCACAAAGAUUAUUGGGUCUUGCAAGUAGAGGUGAAUGGGCACCUGUGGACCAACUUAUCAAGACACUUGAAAAAGCUGUUCAAAGUGCAGGAGAAGAUGGAAAUACAAUACCAUUGGCUGGUGUUAUGGAUGCAACAACUGGCAUGACACCACUCAUGUAUGCUGUAAAAGACAAUCGAACAGCAUUUUUAGAUCGUCUAAUUGAACUUGGUGCUGAUGUUGGAGCUCGAAAUAACGACAAUUACAAUGCACUACAUAUAUCGGCAAUGUAUUCGAGGGAAGAUGUCGUUAAACUUUUGUUGUCAAAAAAAGGUGUAGAUCCAUAUGCAACUGGAGGUCCAAGACAACAAACAGCCGUGCAUCUAGUUGCAUCACGACAGACUGGAACAGCAACAUCAAUUUUACGUGUUCUUCUUGUAGCUGCUGGACGAGAAAUUCGACUGAUUGUUGAUGGGAGAGGAAAGAUACCACUUUUAUUGGCAGUUGAAGCUGGUAAUCAAUCAAUGUGUCGUGAAUUAUUAGCUCAACAAGCACCAGAACAACUUCGUGCAACAACACCAUCAGGUGACACAGCAUUACAUCUUGCUGCAAGACGAAGAGAUGUUGAUAUGGUUAGAAUACUAGUUGAUUAUGGUGCUCAAGUUGAUAUACAAAACGGUGAAGGUCAAACACCAUUGCAUAUUGCAAGUGCAGAAGGUGAUGAAACACUUGUUAAAUAUUUUUAUGGUGUACGUGCAUCUGCAUCAAUUGCUGAUCAUCAAGAUCGUACACCAAUGCAUUUGGCUGCUGAAAAUGGACAUGCAACAGUUAUUGAAUUACUUGCUGAUAAAUUUAAAGCAAGUAUAUUUGAAAGAACAAAAGAUGGAUCAACUUUAAUGCAUAUUGCAUCAUUAAAUGGACACUCUGAAUGUGCAACAAUGCUUUUUAAAAAAGGUGUUUAUUUACAUAUGCCAAAUAAACGUGGUGCCAGAUCAAUUCAUACUGCAGCAAGAUAUGGACAUGUUGGAAUAAUUAGUACACUUUUACAAAGAGGAGAAAAGGUUGAUGCAACGACAAAUGAUAAUUAUACUGCUCUUCAUAUUGCUGUUGAAAGUGCAAAACCUUCUGUUGUUGAAACAUUACUUGGUUAUGGUGCUGAGGUACAUGUUCGAGGUGGUAAAUUACGUGAAACACCACUUCAUAUUGCAGCAAGAGUACCAGAUGGUGAUAGAUGUGCAUUGAUGCUUUUAAAAUCAGGUGCUGGACCAAAUCUUGCAACUGAUGAUGGACAAACACCUGUUCAUGUUGCAGCAAGACAUGGUAAUCUUACAACACUUCUUUUAUUAUUAAAUGAUGGUGGUGAUCCAAUGUUUAAAUCAAAGAAUGGUGAAACAGCUUUGCAUUUAGCAUGUCGUGGUUGUCGUUCAGCAGUUGUAAGUCAUCUUAUUGAAUUUGUAAAGGAAAAAAAAGGUGCUGAUAUUGCAACAGCAUAUGUUAAUAGUUUAAAUAAUGAAGGUGCAAGUGCAUUACAUUAUGCAGCACAAAUUGAACCAUCAGAAGUAUUAACAAUUGGUGAUGAUCGUGCUGUUGCACGUGCAUUACUUGAAGGUGGUGCUGAUGUAUCAUUACAAACACGUCAAGCACAAGAAUCAGCAUUUCAUUAUUGUGCAAUUGCUGGUAAUAAUGAAGUAUUAUCAGAAAUAAUAAGUCAUAUGACAUCAACAGAAGUACAAAAAGCACUUAAUCGUCAAAGUGCAGUUGGCUGGACGCCGCUGCUGAUAGCCGCUCAUCGUGGACAUAUGGAAAUAGUAACAAAUCUCUUAGCAAAUCAUGCACGAGUUGAUGUAUUUGAUCUUGAAGGUAGAUCAGCAUUACAUUUAGCUGCUGAGCAUGGCUAUCUCCAAGUCUGCGAUGCUCUGUUAGCCAGCAAGGCAUUCAUCAACUCAAAAUCAAGAGUUGGAAGAACAGCAUUACAUCUUGCAGCAAUGAAUGGAUAUACACAUUUAGUUAGAUUUCUUGUACAAGAUUAUAGUGCUGCAAUUGAUGUAUUAACAUUACGUAAACAAACACCAUUACAUUUAGCUGCUAGUUCUGGACAAUUAGAAGUAUGUAAAUUAUUAUUAGAACUUGGUGCAAGUAUUGAUGCAACUGAUGAUCUAGGACAAAAACCAAUUCAUGCUGCUGCAAUGAAUAAUUAUUCAGAAGUUGCACAAUUAUUUUUACAAAGACAUCCAAGUCUUGUUAUGGCUUGUACUAAAGAUGGAAAUACAUGUGCACAUAUUGCUGCAAUGCAAGGAAGUGUUAGAGUUAUUGAAGAAUUAAUGAAAUUUGAUAGACAAGGUGUUAUUACAGCUAGAAAUAAAUUAACUGAAGCAACACCAUUACAACUUGCUGCUGAGGGUGGACAUUCAGAAGUUGUUAAAGCAUUAGUACGUGCUGGUGCAUCUUGUGCUGAUGAAAAUCGUGCUGGUUUUACUGCUGUACAUCUUGCUGCACAAAAUGGACAUGGACAAGUACUUGAAGUUAUGAGAUCAUCACAAUCAUUAAGAAUAUCAAGUAAAAAACUUGGUGUUACUGCACUUCAUGUUGCUGCAUAUUUUGGACAAGCUGAUACUGUUCGAGAAUUAUUAACACAUGUACCAGGAACAGUUAAAUCAGAUGCACCAUCUGGUGCAUCAUUGGUUGGAGAAUUAGGUAGUGAAUCAGGAAUGACACCAUUACAUCUUGCAGCAUAUUCUGGAAAUGAAAAUGUUGUUCGACUAUUAUUAAAUUCAGCUGGUGUCCAGGUUGAUGCAUCAACAACUGAAAAUGGAUUUAAUCCUCUUCAUCUUGCUUGUUUUGGUGGUCACAUAACAGUUGUUGGAUUAUUAUUAAGUAGAUCAGCUGAAUUACUUCACAGUUCAGAUCGUUAUGGAAAAACUGGUCUACAUAUUGCAGCAACACAUGGACAUUAUCAAAUGGUUGAAGUAUUAUUAGGUCAAGGUGCUGAAAUUAAUGCAACUGAUAGAAAUGGAUGGACACCAUUACAUUGUGCAGCAAGAGCUGGUUAUCUUGAUGUUGUUAAACUUCUUGUUGAAAGUGGUGCAUCACCUAAAAGUGAAACAAAUCUUGGUAGUGCACCAAUAUGGUUUGCAGCAUCAGAAGGACACAAUGAAGUACUUAAAUAUUUAAUGGAAAAAGAACAUGAUACUUAUGGUCUUAUGGAGGAUAGAAGGUUUGUCUACAACAUGAUGGUAUGCAGUAAAAGUCACAACAAUAAACCAAUUGAAGAAUUUGUAUUAUUAUCACCAGCACCAGUUGAUACAGCAGCAAAACUAUCAAAUAUAUAUAUAAAAUUAUCAGAAAAAGAAAAAGAACGUGCUAAAGAUUUAAUAGCUGCUGGUAAACAAUGUGAAGCAAUGGCAACUGAAUUAUUAGCACUUGCUGCUGGUUCCGAUUCAGCUGGACGUAUAUUAACAUCAAUGGAUAGAAGAAAUGUUGAAUUUCUUGAUGUAUUAAUUGAAAAUGAACAAAAAGAAGUUAUUGCACAUACUGUUGUACAACGUUAUUUACAAGAAUUAUGGCGUGGUAGUUUAAAUUGGAAUGCAAUACGUACUGUAUUAUUAUUUUUUGGUUUUAUAGUAUGUCCACCAAUAUGGAUUGUAUUUGCAUUACCACUUGGACAUAAAUAUAAUAAUGUACCAAUUAUUAAAUUCAUGUCAUAUUUAACAUCACAUGUUUAUUUGAUGGUAUUUUUACUACUUGUUGGUAUAAUGCCAAUUUAUCCAGUAAUGAGACCAAGUUUGAUACCAUACUGGUAUGAAUGGUGUUUACUUGUUAUGUUAUCUGGAUUAUUAUUAUUUGAAUUAACAAAUCCAAGUGAUAAAAGUGGUCUUGGAUGGAUUAAACUUGCUGUAUUACUAUUUGGAAUAUUUGGAGUUGCAUUUCAUUUAAUUGCAUGGACAAGUGUACGAGAAUAUUAUUGGCCAACAUUAUUAUAUAUUAGAAAUCAAUUAUUUGCUCUGAGUUUUCUUCUUGCUUGUGUACAAAUAUUGGAUUUUUUAUCAUUUCAUCAUCUAUUUGGACCAUGGGCUAUUAUCAUUGGAAAUUUAAUGAAAGAUUUAGCAAGAUUUCUUGCUGUAUUGGCAAUUUUUGUAUUUGGAUUUUCAAUGCAUUUUGUUGCACUUAAUCAAGCAUUUGAAAAUGGAAAAUACAAAAAAAAAGCAAAUUAUUUUGCAGAUGAUAUGUCCGCCAAUUAUACGGAGUGGAUAUCGCCACCACCAGUCGUGGCGUCUCGUCACCGUCUUUCACGCUACAAGAAAAAAAAUGAUUGUUGUGAUGAUAACUCUCGAGAUAUUAAGAUGAGUCCAAUAUUGGCUGUUGAAUUGCUGUUUUUUGCAAUAUUUGGUCAAACAACACAUGAGCAAUUCAAAGUUGAUAAUUCAGAUGGACAACCAGUAUGGACAACUGCAUUAUUUAAAUUAGCAUUUGGAAUAUACAUGCUGGUAUCAGUUGUUGUACUAAUUAAUUUACUGAUUGCCAUGAUGAGUGAUACAUAUCAACGUAUACAACAACAAAGUGAUUUGGAAUGGAAAUCAACGUAUUCAAAAUUAAUUAGAAAUAUGCAUCGAACAACAACUGCUCCUGCUCCAUUAAAUUUAUUAACAACUUGGAUAUCAUAUUUUUAUCGACAAUAUGAAAAACGUUCAAAUAGCAAACAACGACCAUCACUUGUACAGCUAAUGGGUUUACGACGUACUGGAAGAUUAUCACCACGUUCAAAAAUGGGAGCAAAAUGGUUAUCAAGAGUUAAAAAAACACAAAUUGGACACAAAGACAGUGUUGCAUUAUCUGUUGCACAUUUAAGUCCACUUGGUAGUCAAUUAUCAUUUAGUAAUUCAUUGAGAAUUGAUAAUGUUGUUGAUUGGGAAGUUGUUAGAAGAAAAUAUCGUGAAUUAUUUUGUGGUGAAGAUGAAAAAAAUAUGGAAGAAAUUAAAGAUAUAAAUGAUAUUGAACAACCAAUUAUUGAAGAUUCAUCUGAAAAUAAUCAUCUAUCAAUACCAAACGAACUGAUUUAAUUUUUUAAUUUUUAAAUUACAUUUCAUUAUUGUUAUUUAAAAUUUUAUUAUACGAAAAAAAUAUUAUAUUAUUGUGUGACAUAUUAUUCCAUGUACCUUAUAAACAAAAAAAACCUCGUGGUUCGAUUGUUACUCAUUGUUCUAAAAAUUUUAGUAAUCUUGUACUUUUUUUCUCUUAGCUUUUAUUGACCAAAAAAUAUUUACUAAUAAACAUUUUAGAUUAACAAUAU